Molecule: messenger RNA, 2088 nt
Organism: Closterium sp. Yama58-4
Lineage: Eukaryota; Viridiplantae; Streptophyta; Zygnematophyceae; Desmidiales; Closteriaceae
Source: the annotation of a GenBank genome assembly
AUGAAAGAUUAUUUGAGCGAUUGUGAAAGGAAGAGGCGCGACCACGCAGACCAUGCGGAAACGAUGGCCAAGCACUUCAAGCCCCGCGCAUCCCCAUCCCCUCUCCCCGUUUUUCCCAUCCUUAUCCCCGCUCCCCUCACUUCCCCACCCCAACUUACCCUUCCCCCCCCCGUCUUCCCCACCCCCCCGUCUUCCCCCAUCCUCCAGAUGUCGCUCUCGCAGCUAAGCUUGGAUCGCGCGGCGGAGAUUCUGAAAACGGGCGACGCGGACGCGUCGGACGCGGUCUUUAAGCUCUCGGGCGCCGCGACGAUGGCGGACAAUUGUCAGGGCGCGUUCGAUUUCGAGGACGUGGCGGUCCCGGCCUCUCUUAGCGGCAGCGACCAGAGAACCAGUGAAGGGGGGCCACGUGGCAGCACUGUAGAAUCGCCGCCUGUCAACGGUCAGGAUGGCGCCGUGGCAUCCGACAGUCGAUUGUUGGCUGAAUCAGGGCCGUCCGUGAUGGGAGGCGUUGAGGGAGAGGUGAGAAGGAGAAGGAGGAGGGUGCAGGAGGGGGGUGUUGGGGAGAGAGGGGGAGAAGAGGGGGGUGUUGGAGAGAGAGGGGGAGAAGAGGGGGGUGUGGACGAUGGAGGGGAUGUGGAGAAGGAGGAGGGAGGAGAAGAAGAUGUGGGAGGAGUUGAGGGGGAACAAAUGGCAGGAGGUGAGGGAGGGGAAGGGGAAAACGAGAUGGAGGGUGAGGAAAGGGGAGAGGUUACGGGAGAGACAGGGGUAGAGCAAGGAGAAGUAGAAGGAGAGAUUGUGGGAGAUGAAGAGUACACGAGUCCCCAAGACCCAUAUUCAGAUAUUGAUCCUUAUUUGGGCCCCUCUGGAUCUUCUGACGUGUCUGAGGGUGUGGAAGAACCAAUUUCUGACGUGGAUGACCCCACAGCUGACGUGGACAGCCCCACUGCCAGCACAGAGCCAGCAGAAACCGAGGGACAGAAACGCACUCCCUCUUCCCCCUCCUCCUUAUCCUCCUCCUCCUCCCUCCUACAAGCCAACGGCACUGCUGACCCUCCAACGGCACCCCCCUCUUCGCCCCCGCCCAACCCUCCUCCUUCCCCCAAAAAGCCCCCAACCCUCCCCCCCGAUUGCCCCAAGCCCGUAGUGCGCCCUCCCCCCAUCCUUCCGCCAUUCUCCAUCCCCCGGCUUAUGCCAAACCUGGUGGUGGCACAGGACGGAUCCGGGGACUUCACUACUAUCCAGGACGCGCUCCUCGCAGCUCCCAAGAAGCCCAAGGGCCGAUUCGUGAUUCUCGUGAUGCCAGGUGUUUACAACGAGCGCUUCGAAGUUGGGAAACCCAACAUCACAUUGAUGGGUCUGUCUCCCGCGCUCACUGUGAUCACCGGAAACGCGAGUGUCGGCACCAACUACACUACAUUCAACAGCGCCACCGUUGCUAUUGACGGUGACUACUUUGCAGCGGUGAACAUCCGAUUUGAGAACACAGCCGGCAAGAUCAACAACCAGGCGGUGGCCCUGAGAGUGUCGGCAGACCAAUGCGCGUUUCAUAACUGCGAGUUCUGGGGCUUCCAGGAUACACUCUACACUCACAGCGGCCGCCAGUACUACCGCAACUGCUUUAUAACAGGCAAUGUGGACUUCAUCUUCGGAAAUGCAGCUGCCCUUUUCGACAACUGCACGAUUCAAAUCCGCCAGCACACCAGCGGCGCCCCUGUAUCAGCCUCCAGCCGCCAAACCCCCACAGACCCCACCGGCCUUGUCAUCAUGAAUUCCCGGGUAGUUGGCGAAACCACCCGUUGCGUUACGGGCUUUCUGGGCCGCCCUUGGAAGAGCUACGCUCGAGCGGCGGUUAUUAAUUCAUAUCUCUCACCUCAAAUCAGCUCGCUUGGGUGGAUGGAUUGGAACGGGCAGGUGAACGAUACUACGAGUUUUAUAGAGUUCAACAAUACAGGGCCGGGGGCCAACGGACCGCGCGUGCCAUGGCUACGGCCGGGAAUUCUUGCGAAUGUGACUGCAGUGAGUGACUUUUUACCGGAGAGGUUCCUGUACCCGUUCGGUGUGAUUCGAGCGCUGCUUCCAUGGCUGUGA